AAUAAGUAAGCAAUUCAACUAAAAUGGAAUGAUUUCGUAAAUCGACCAGUAUACAAUUAAGGGCUCGUUGAUCCUGGCUUGAUUGACUAUUCGAUGAGUUUGUUUAGCGCAUUGUGCAUUUGAUCUAUAUAAGAAGCUUUUUUCAACUUUGGAGUUAAUACAAUCUCUAUCACACCUUCACAUAUUGUUUCCUCAUAUAAAAGUUUUAUAUCCAAAUUCUUCAAGUCACACACAGAAAGCCCCAAGAUGCGGUCACAAUUCGCUCUUUUGUCUAUGCUAGUUGCCGCGAGUCUCUCCGCUGCCCUGCCAACAACUGUCAACAUCUCUACUCCAUUCAAGGGUCCAAUACCUAGCGAAACAGACUACUAUAGUUCAUAUCGCGGUAAAUCUGCACCAUUUCCAGCAAAUUACACAAUACCUAUCUUACCAACAGCGAGUGGUCCACCGGGACUUGACGACCUUCUCUUUCAAAACCUUCUCGGAGCAGAAUGGGCAGUAUUUUCCUUCUACCAGCAAGCUGUCGAAGCUCUGAACGUCACCUCGUUUACAUCGAUUGGAUUUCCUAAUACGACCUACGAUCGCAUCCAAGAGAUCCGCGAUAACGAAGCUGGUCAUCUUCGGAUAUUCCAGGAUUCCAUAUCUAACACAUCGAUUAAACCCGGUCCCUGCAACUACAAUUUUGGCUGGAGCACCGCAGCCGAGUUUCUAGAAAUGCAAGUAUUGAUUGAAGUAUCAAGUAUGGCAUUCGCGACGGGACUCGUGCAGCAAGCAAAGAUGAACGUAACGAAGGGCGCCUUGAUGGGAAUUGGAGAAACUGAGACUCGACACACUACGUGGGCUUUGAUUUCAGUCUGGGGAGUUGAUCCCUUUGCCGGGCCAAUUGAUACCAGUUUUCCAUAUGCAAAUCAAAUUCUAGACUCGACGAAUCGGUUCAUUAUCGAUGGUUCAUGUCCAAAUGCAAACCCUGAAUAUCCGUCUCCUAGUCAGCACUUGCCACAGUUACAAGUACCGGGAGAAAUUACUCCUGGAGGGAAGCUGACAUUUAUUUACGAAGAAAGUAGCAAUGGGAGUCAGAUGCCGAGUUUUCAGGAAGGAAAAGAUUAUUAUGCUGUUUUCUUUCACGGGUUGGAGGUUAUUUCGGUCCCAUACGAUGUCGCUACUAACAGCACAACUUUUCCUCCCAAUCUUGAAUUGAAGGGUAUAAUCUUGGCAGUUAUUUCUGAUGAGAUGGACGCGCCCACUGAGGGGUCUGUUGUUGCUGGCCCCGCGUUCAUCUUGGAGCAACCCGCGAUACUUGCUGCUAGUGGUUUGUAAAGACUCAUAGGGGAUAUCCAGAUACUAGAAUAUGGGAAUCUGGUUGGAAGUUAUCAGAAUCGUCAUUCAUUGGAUGUAUUUUUGAAUGGUGUAUGGUGAUGCCUGUAUGUAGUAAUGUUUUAAGAUAUAGUGGAUCUUCUUUGGAAUUAUUUAGCUUCAUGAUGCAAUCGUCCUACUCAAAGUGAUCGCU
Molecule: messenger RNA, 1504 nt
Organism: Sclerotinia trifoliorum
Lineage: Eukaryota; Fungi; Ascomycota; Leotiomycetes; Helotiales; Sclerotiniaceae
Source: the annotation of a GenBank genome assembly